Messenger RNA from Sarcophilus harrisii (Tasmanian devil), 3527 nucleotides. RefSeq names its product mediator of RNA polymerase II transcription subunit 24. The coding region runs from base 2385 to 2966 and encodes 193 amino acids. Gene Ontology annotation, molecular function: transcription coregulator activity. The record is from RefSeq and is a predicted model, not a curated record. Gene Ontology annotation, cellular component: mediator complex. The transcript is spliced from 6 exons. Lineage: Eukaryota; Metazoa; Chordata; Mammalia; Dasyuromorphia; Dasyuridae.
CUGGAAUGAUUUGCCAUUUCCUUUUCCAGUAGACUGGAAAGUACCUAUCUUUUAACUUCUUUAUCAUAAGGAAUGGCUUUUUGGGGUGAGAGGGUAGGUAGAAGAAUACAAUUGAAAAUGUAUGUGAUAUAAAAACAAAAGGUAUCAAUAAAAUGUUUGAGUUUUAAAAACUAAAAUGGAAUAUGAGCCCACUGAGAGGAAAACAGAAUUCCCUCAAAAUGUCUCAGAGAGACCUGAACUCUUCUAUAAUCUCUGCUUUUUACUCCCAAGCUUUAUUUGUCUUCUUUUCAAGUAGCUAUAUCAGAGUGGAUCCCCGCAGUGCAUGCUGUGGUCCUGGAGGUCACCAUGAAUCUGACAGGAGAGAUCAGCCAUUGGUUGAACAGCUGAUGAUGGAUGGUGAAGAGGCUGGGGGGGGGGGGCAGCUCUAGUGUGUGCCUUCAUCCCCUGGCAGUGCAGCCAGCUAGAAAUCAGAUCAUUAAGCUGCGUUUGUUGGGCACUGGGAAAAGAAGCCGUUGUACAGUUUCUGAUAGGUUCCUGAUCCCUUAUUUUAUGGAAGAGAGAGCUCAGUGGUUGAUGACCCCAUUCUAAUAUAAUUUGAGAUUGCUUCUUAAUCUUAGUUCUUAGAAUGGAGACUAGGGAAGGGCUCUUUCAUUUUGGCAUGACCUUAACUAUUUGUAAGCACUACCUCCCAAGUUCCCAGGACCCUUUUAUCACUUCAAGAAGGAUUGAGCACAAGAGGGCUACCUUAAAUAACUCAAGUGAUCUCCCCCUCACUGCUAUUGGCAAGCUGUCCAGGCUUCCGUCCAUUUUCUGCCUCUGCCAGGUUCUUCAUUUUUCUGGAGUUUUAGUUAUUUUGAGCUCUGUAUUUGAUCUUUUUGUUUUUCACCAUAGGGAUCCUAUUUAGUUAAACAGUUGCCACAUUAGAGCAGGAAGGUAGGGUGAGAGCUAGAGCAUAGAGACAGAUGGGGUUGUCCAGAACUUUCUGGGGUCAUACUUAUUUCUAAUUCCAGUUAUGUGACUGUGGCCAGAGCCAUAUCCCCUAGAAGUUGGGGUCUGGCAAGCCCAGGAUGAUUAACACAUACUAGACUUUCUGUUCUGGCAUUUGCGAAUUCUUGUCUGCUCUUGGGACAGAUAUAUUCCGGACUAUACUUGGGAUGGGGCUUCUCCAUGCUCUACUCUCUCCACCUCCCAUCAGCAAAGUGAAAGAAAGAUGAAGAACUUGAUUGCUAUAUGACCUUUUUCUUCAUCUUACCUCCAGAUUCCUCAGGUUUAGAAGAAAGUAAAGACAUACCUUUGGAGGGUGGGGGAAAAGGUAAACUUUCCCAGACUGGAGAGAACUCAAGCAGUUUUCAGAUGUAAACUUCUGGCUUAAGAGAAGAGGAAGGAUGGAAAUAUGGCCCAAUCUGGAAUUGGAUACCAUUGAGAAAGCAAGAAAUUUGUGGUGAAUGCUAAAGCUGGGCAACUGGGAAAUCUUGAGGGAGCUGAAUAGUUUGAUUGCCCUUAAAUCAGGAAUUUGUAUAUUACAAAUCCUUUGGUAACUCAAUAUAAUUGGUUUUCUUUGUAAUCCUAUGUAUUUUGCUUGUUAUAUUUAAUAGCUUCACCCCAAGUAAAUACACUUGUACACACACAUCCCCACCAUCCCCGCAGAACAGGCAAGAUGCCAUUUCUCUUUCCAUCACAACAGUGGGCACACCCAGCCAGUUGGCCUGGGCCACAGGCCUAGCAAAAUAACACCUGUGCCUAGCAUUGCCAUGUGUGACUAGAAAUGGAAAAGGCGGCAUCAAGCCCAGAUUGGGGUUUCUGGCUCUUUGUAGGACUUCACUGAAGAUGUCAACUGUGCCUUUGAGUUCCUGCUGAAGCUCAUACCCUUGCUAGACAGGGCUGAUCAGCGGUGCAAGUGAGUGUUCCUCCGGCUUCUGUCUUGCUGAUGUGCCCAAGAAAAGCCAUUCUGUGUAUAGGGCCCCCUCCUUCCUACCUGGACCUACUUUGAGCAUGUUACAAGUCAAGCCUUCUCAUCUCCUGAUUCAUUCCCCCUUUCCCCCUUAGAUGCCUCCUGCCCUGGGAAAGACUGGGAGGAGAGAUGUUGGUGAGACAGGAUUCCUCAUUAGCUGAGUAGACAAGUCCCAGAUGGGCCGAGCAGACCUGCAGCCUGUGCGGUCUAGUGCUUCCUUGCUCCCCUUUCUCAGGUCCCCAGAAAAGCUUCUCGAAAUCUCUGCUUCCAGAGCUGGAGUGGGUCUGAAGGAGCCAGAUUCCCUCUGCCCUAAAGGCUCUCCUGUGUGUCUGUUCCAACAUUGUCCUCCCACCUGCCCCUCUUCUUCCUCCCCAGCUGUGACUGUAUCAACCUGCUGCUCCAGGAGUGUAGUAAACAAGGCCUGCUCUCAGAAAUGAACAAAGACAGUCUGACGGAGAAGCACUUGAAUGAGUUCACAAAGCACAUCAAUGGUGAAAACUCCAAAGCAGCCUCAGUGCGUGCGCUUCUCUUUGACAUCUCCUUCCUCAUGCUGUGCCAUGUGGCCCAGACCUAUAGAUCUGAGGUCAUUCUGUCAGAGUCAAGCACUGUGGGUGAAGUGCCCUUCUUUGAGACCUGGAUGCAGAUGUGUAUGCCCGAGGAGGGCAAAAUCCUGAAUCCUGACCACCCCUGCUUCCGGCCUGACUCCACCAAGGUGGAAUCCUUGGUUGCCUUGCUCAACAACACCUCUGAAACGAAGCUAGUGCAGAUUUUGAAGUGGCACGAGGCCUGUCUCAGCAUCUUAGCUGCCAUCUUGGAGAUUCUGAAUGCCUGGGAGAAUGGAGUCCUGGCUUUUGAGUCCAUCCAGAAAAUCACAGACAACAUCAAGGGAAAGGUGUGCAGCCUGGCAGUGUGUGCUAUUGCUUGGCUUGUGGCCCAUGUCCGUAUGCUGGGCCUGGAUGAGCGGGAGAAAUCACUGCAGAUGAUUCGACAACUGGUAGGGCCUCUCCCCAGUUAGAAUACCCUGCAGUUCUACAAUGAGAGGUCUGUAAUCUUCCCUUUCCCCUCCCAACCUUUCCUUGCCCUUCUGCAUACUGUGCCUCCAAUCACUGUGAUGCUUUCUGGGCUAGAAAAACCAACCAUUUGUGUUGUGCUGCUAAUUCUGCAUCUUUGGGAGGGAGCUCUUAUCUGUGCCUUCCUCUGCAGCCUUUGAUCCUUGGCUUGUCUUCCCUGUUCCUGGGAUUUUUAGGGUCCUGGAGAACUCAGCAUCUUUCAGUCAUUCAUUUAGCAAAUACUUGAGUUCCUCUUAAAAAAAAAAAACAACUGUAGUUUUGAAUGUCUUGUAAAAGGACAAGUUGGCAAAGUGCAGCUAAAAUGUUUUUACAGACACUGUAGAGCACAUUCCCAUUGUGGUACUUUCUGUUCCCCUCAAUGGAAAGUUGACCAUGAUAUAAGAGUCUUCAUCUAGUGCUUUCUUUUAUUAAAAGAUUUCACCGGCUAAAAUUCUGGAUGUAAAGCAGGAAUUCCUAUGUAAUAAUAACAAUAGUAACUAAUGUUUAUAUAGAACUUCAAAGUUUUC